AAGUAGUUUCUUUUCAAAAGGCUACAAUAUAAUAAGCUUGAUAUGUUUGGUUUCUACGAAAAGCCAAAUUACCCUGAUGUAUACAUGAAAAUACAUGAACCAAAUCCGAACGGUUCUUUUUUCAGUAGCUAUUUAAAUCAACAGUCUGUCAUUGCUGAUCCGAAGACUGGCGCACGCCAGAGUAGCAUGGUUUUGACCAAUAAUGAAUAUUCGGAAGUCAAAACAAUGAUGGACGUAUUCCAUAGAGGGCUAUCUUUAUCCCGUUCAAGAAAGUGUUUAGGUAGCAGAUAUACUACUAAUGAGCCAUAUUCAUGGAUUACUUAUCAAGAAGUUGAUGAAAAAAUUCAGGCUUUUGGAUCAGCGCUUGUUGGAAUUAUGAAUAAGUAUCCAGAGUCAGAAAGGUUUGUAGGUGUUUAUGGUCGAAAUUCACCACAGUGGUUUAUUACACAAUAUGCCUGUUUUUGUUACUCGUACACUGUUGUCCCUCUGUAUGCUACUUUGGGUGAUCCAGCUAUGCAACAUAUUCUUAAACAAACUGGGCUCGUCAUAUUAAUGUGCCAUUCAGCAGAUUUAGCUAUCAAGAUCCUAGAGAACUUUAAUUCAUCAUUAAAAGUCAUUAUCAUUGCUGUCCAGGAUCAAAUUUUUGAAGAUCUAAAAGCCCAGUAUAGUUCUUCGGUGAACAUUUAUUCAUUUGAUGAAUUCUCGGAUCUUGGAAGAAGUGAUCUUAAACCGAAAAUUCCUCCAGCUGAGGAUGAUCUAUGCCUCAUCUGUUAUACUAGCGGCAGUACAGGCUUGGCCAAGGGUGUCAUGAUUAGUCAUGAAAAUCUGGUAGAUACAAUCUGCUCUACAAUGGAGUCUACGGAAGCAAAGUUGUAUUGUCGGAAUUCUGUUCACAUUUCAUAUCUACCUUUUGCUCAUGUAAUGGAGCAAGUUACUUCGGCUGCUGCUGUAUUUUGCGGAGCACAAAUCGGAUUCCUUACUGGGGCAAUUACUGGCUUGUUAGAUGAUGCUGAGGCUCUAAAACCUACAGUACUUCCGGCGGUUCCACGUGUCUUGUCGCGUAUAUAUGAAAGAUACCAGAAUGCACUUGGUAAUUCAUUUUUAAAGAGGUAUCUAUAUGAAUAUACUCUUAAAAGAAAUCUGAAGAUUUUAAACAGUGGGAAAAUUAAUCGUGAUGAUAUUCUUGAUACACUUUUUUUCAAGAAGCUCCGUCAAGCUCUUGGUGGGAGAGUAUGUAUGAUAGUUACAGGAGGUGCACCAAUUUCACCGGAGCUGUUCAACUUCUUUCGAGCUGCUUUCAAGGGUCUUAUUGUCGCAGGUUACGGUUCAACUGAAGUUUCCGGUGUAACUAGCGUAACUGUCUUAGGGGAAUCUCAUGAAGGUACUGUUGGUGCAAUCACUUCUAGGAUCGAAGUCAAACUUGCUGAUGUCGUAGAUAUGGAUAUUGUAGCUCUCAGAGAUAACAGAGGCGAGGUAUGUAUAUCACAAAAUACUUUAUAUUUUGCUGUAUUGUCACAACAUAACGUAAAUUUGUAUGCAUAGGUCUAUUAAUGUUGAAUUCGUUACUUCUAGCUUAUUGGCAAAAGAGUUUGUCAUAUACCUUCCUCUUCUGAAAAUAACAUGUACGGAAAUAUUCUGAUGCAGUUAAUAGAACUGGUUUUCUUUUCAAUUGUUUUUAUAUUUGAAAGGUGAGAAUUUUCUGACAUUUGUCAAAAAUUGGACUUUUUAAAACUCUGACUUACACAGAGUAAUACCUGAAUAAUUUACUUCCCAUCGACCUUUAAACUGAAUGGAUGAUAUUUCUAAAAUUUUGUUAGAAAUAAAUCUUUUUCGUUUUAGAGUUAAAGCUACCAUGCAUAUUUUGUCGACCGUUGAAUAUCGGCAUCUUUAUUCUGAUCCAAAAUACUGUUUUGAUAUUCAGGUUUUCUAACAUGUUUUCCUUAUUUAUCAAUUAAUUGAUAAUUUACUCAAAUACCGUUGUCCUCACAGUAUGUGUUAGAACCAUUCCAUCAUUAGGAUUUAGAAGUAACAAUAAGUGUUUUCUAAGAAAAAUAAAUGGAAUAUUCAUACAGAGUUAGACUGUUAUACUCACUAAUGUGCUUUUUACUCUAUGCAUUUCCAGGAGACAAUAUAGUCCGAUAAAAUAAAAAUAUUGAAAUGAAAAGAAACUUUCGUUGAAUAGAAUCCUUUCAAAAAUAACUGGUUUUGGUGUGUAUUAGAUUGAGUUUUGAAAUUUAUACACCUUUCACGGUAGUCACAUUUUACUUUAAACUGUUUCAAAAAAGUCACAGUGGGAAAUUGUUCGCAUCAUAUUUAUAAUUGUUUACUUCUCUCAUCAGUAUACUAUUUCUGUAUUAGAUAUGUAUUAAAGGGAAACGGUGUACCAAAGGUUAUUUCCAGGACCCUGAAAGUACAGCCCAAAUUAUUGAUGCUGAUGGUUGGUUACAUACUGGUGACAUUGGAGAAUGGACUAGUGAAGGUGCUUUGAAAAUUGUUGAUCGUGUAAAAAGUAUGUUCAAGUUGGCACAGGGCGAAUAUGUAGCUCCAGAAAAAAUAGAAGUGAUUUAUCAGACCUGUCAACUUAUAGACCAAGUAUUUGUUGAUGGGAAACCGGAACAAAAUUUUCCUGUCGCCGUUGUCACUCCGAAUUUCGUAAACUUACGUUCAUGUAUUAAUUCUUACCUAAAAUCUGGUUGUAAUGUAGAUGAUGGGAAAAUAUUCGAUCUGAAAACAUCAGAUAUUUCUCGAUUAUCUGACACCGAUAUUUGCAAAAACAUAGAAAUUCGACGAUUUGUUUUGAAAAAAAUGAAUGAAGUCGCAACAGAAAAGGGAUUAAAGAGAUUUGAAAUGGUACAAUCUAUCUACCUAAAUGAUAAUCCAUUUACUGUCGAAAAUGGAUUGUUAACUCCAACCAUGAAAAUAUCACGUCAAAAUGCCCGUCGACACUUUCAAUCUAUCGUUGAAUCACUAUACUCGGAAAGAGAUGUUCUGAAGGUCAAUGCAUAAGUAACAUUUGUAAUUAAUAGCUCAAUUCAUCCCACUGCCAUUGUUUCCUAUCUUAAGUCAAAAAAUCACAUCACAUACGGCAAUCAUCCUUUUGUUCGUACAUAAACAAAUACAAGGGGAGCACCCCAUCGUUAUUUCUUUUUUCUACUACAAUUAUAUUGUUUAUUGACUUUUUUAAUUCAUGCAAAACCAUCCAUAUUAUAUAUGUAUUUCUAUUUU
This is a messenger RNA of Schistosoma margrebowiei, 3225 nucleotides long. The record is from the annotation of a GenBank genome assembly. Lineage: Eukaryota; Metazoa; Platyhelminthes; Trematoda; Strigeidida; Schistosomatidae.